Molecule: messenger RNA, 1026 nt
Organism: Ochotona princeps (American pika)
Lineage: Eukaryota; Metazoa; Chordata; Mammalia; Lagomorpha; Ochotonidae
Product: 2-acylglycerol O-acyltransferase 3-like
Exons: 7
Coding region: 1-1026 (341 amino acids)
Biological process (GO): triglyceride biosynthetic process
Cellular component (GO): endoplasmic reticulum membrane
Molecular function (GO): diacylglycerol O-acyltransferase activity
Source: RefSeq, a predicted model, not a curated record
AUGGACAUCCACAUAGCACCUCCACCCUCCCACCCCACCAAGACCCUGCGGAAGCAAUGGCUGGAAGCACUGGGCGCCCUCCACUAUGUGCUGGCUUUCCUGUUUCUAGUCCCUUGUGCUGCACUUCUACUAUAUUACCUCCUCUUCACGCGGCUCUGGCCUCUGACUGUCCUCUACCUGAUGUGGCUCUACCUGGACCGGGACACCCCCAGCCAAGGGGGAAGACAAUGGAAGUGGCUAAAGACCUGGUUGAUCUGGAAACAUCAGAGGGAUUAUUUUCCUAUCAAGCUGGUGAAGACGGCAGAGCUGCCCCCCAACCAGAACUAUGUGCUGGGAUCUCACCCCCAUGGGAUCAUGACCACAGCAUCCUUCUGUAAUUUCCUCACUGAGUGCAACGGCUUCUCCCGGCGCUUCCCGGGGCUGCAGCCCUGGCUAGCCACCCUGGCCGGCCUCUUCUACCUACCAGUCUUCCGGGACUACAUGAUGGCUGUUGGACUGCGACCCGUGAGCCGUCACAGCCUGGACUUUGUCCUGUCUCAGCCCCAGCCUGGCCAGGCGGUGGUCAUUGUCACUGGGGGUGCCCAGGAAUCCCUGUACACGGCUCCAGGACAACACUGCCUCGCACUCAAGAGACACAAAGGCUUUGUUCGCCUGGCACUGAGGCAUGGGGCAUCCCUGGUGCCCACAUAUUCCUUUGGGGAGAAUGAUGUCUUCAAUAGCAUGACUUUCACCAAAGGCUCCUGGCAGUAUGUGUUCCAGGUCAUCUUCAAGAAGAUUGUUGGUUUUCCGCCCUGUGUCUUCUGGGGCCGGAGUCUUUUUUCGCCCAACUCCUGGGGUCUGCUGCCCCUUUCCACGCCCAUCACCACCGUGGUGGGCGCCCCCAUCCCCGUGCCCCAGCUGUGCACACCCACUGAGGAGCAGGUUGACCACUACCACAGGCUCUACAUGGAGGCCCUGGAGCGACUGUUUGAGGAGUACAAGGAAAGCUGUGGCAUCUCUGCCUCCACCCACCUCACCUUCCUCUAG